Sabethes cyaneus is the source of this 818-nucleotide messenger RNA. It is a transcript of the gene Arv1, whose product is annotated as protein ARV1. Bases 42 to 818 code for a protein of 258 amino acids. Gene Ontology annotation, cellular component: cortical endoplasmic reticulum; Golgi apparatus. The record is from RefSeq and is a predicted model, not a curated record. Lineage: Eukaryota; Metazoa; Arthropoda; Insecta; Diptera; Culicidae. Gene Ontology annotation, biological process: intracellular sterol transport; regulation of plasma membrane sterol distribution; sterol metabolic process. The transcript is spliced from 3 exons.
UUUUCAAUUUGAGGAAAAAAACUUUGAUUAAUUAUCAAACUAUGAAAAUAUUUCAUGGAUACUUUACUACCAUGCAGAGAACCAAUAAUAGGCAACUUGUUUGCAUCAACUGUGGUGGUUCCGUCACGGAGCUUUACCGAAAAAUCAGCCCGACGGUAUUAAAAAUUACUGAAUGCACCAAAUGUAACAAUCCAGCCGAUAAAUACAUAGAGUUUGAGGUGUUGAUAAUCCUUAUUGAUCUCGUCCUGUUAGCCAAACCGGCCUACAGACACAUACUGUACAAUUCCGACUGCAAGAACCUAUGGAAGAUCGGCAUUAUUCUUGUUCUGCUCGAAGCGUACUGCCUUUGGACGGAGGCGUUCAGUCGGUUUACCAAUGUAAGGUACCGAUCGGAUCAGGCUGAUCCUUUCCUAGCAGAAAAGGGAUUCUACGUGUCAUCGGUGCAUAUUUUAAUUGGAACGAUUCUACUGUACACAUUUCUGUACAUGCUGACAAAAAUCUUAAACCGAUCCAGCGCGGUUUCGAACGACAGCGACAAGUGUUACCGGACAGUUUUGCUACACGGCGUAAUCCUAGCGAGUAUCGGCAAGUUCUUUUUUAUUCCAAUCAUUAUCUGGAAACAGAACGUAUCCGAAUCGAGUAUGGCCAUCCACAUUUCGCUAGUGGUUGCCUAUUUUGUGAUCUCACUCACUCAAAUCCACUCGGUGAUUACACGCAACUGCUCCCGGAAAAAAUCGGCUGUCAUCGUACUGUUAGCGUUUAUCAUAAAAACUUUUUUUCUAACACAAAUUAGUGUACUGUUAAAAACCUUUAUGUAA